Messenger RNA from Lagopus muta (rock ptarmigan), 4843 nucleotides. It is a transcript of the gene ACOT9, whose product is annotated as acyl-CoA thioesterase 9. Gene Ontology annotation, biological process: acyl-CoA metabolic process. Gene Ontology annotation, molecular function: fatty acyl-CoA hydrolase activity. Gene Ontology annotation, cellular component: mitochondrion. The coding region runs from base 1554 to 2663 and encodes 369 amino acids. Lineage: Eukaryota; Metazoa; Chordata; Aves; Galliformes; Phasianidae. The record is from RefSeq and is a predicted model, not a curated record. The transcript is spliced from 14 exons.
AUCAGGGAUGACGAGGGUGCUAGAGCUAGUGUUGCAGGUUGGCCAGUGACCUGAUGGCAGUUGGCAAGUACCUGGCCUCUGUAUGUAUGGCAGCUGGCUGUCAGGCUGGCAUAGCUCUGGGCUGACCACAGCUCAUGCUGGUGCUUGACUGGGGGGUGUCCAGAGAGAGCUGAGGGUGCUGCAGGUAAGGAACGAAUGGAGGGCUCUGUGAUUUAAAUUUGUAGGGAAUUAGGCUUUGCUCCAGAGUUUGGUGGUCAGCUGGCUGAUCUGUGUGAAUACUCACAGAACUGUGGAGAUUGGAAGGAACUUCUGGAGAUCAUCUAGUCCAACCCGCAGGCAUUCAGUUUGUAGUGUGCAAGGUCUGAUGGUGUCUCAUAAAAAUAAUCAGCUCAUGAGUCAUUAGCAGCCUACUUUCUGUUUCCUUGGGAAUGUUUUUUUUUCUUUUUUUUGGUAGCCCCUCCCUGAUGUGUCAGCAACUAUUUUGUCAUAGUAUUUAAACCCUCUUCUGUAAGCAUCUGUGCUUUCCAAUUCUCAGAUUUUUCUUUCCUUUUUUUUUUCUUUUCUGAAUUUGGGAAUUUUUGCUACUUGUUUUAGAUGUUUCUAAGUAGCAUAUGUUCACCUGCCUAACAGUGAUGGAGAAUUGUCAUAGAUGUGAUGAGACCCUGGCUCACUUCAUAGUCCUAUCUAAUGAAAGAGUAGAAUAACUCUCUAAGUGGGUUAUUCUUGAAAUUUAGGAAAGUCCUAGGCAGAGGUAAUAUUAACACAGAUAGUGUAGACAGUGUGGUAAGCAAUUUUACAGAGCUCUCUUCAGUGUUGUUCUUUAAGGCUGCUAGAAAUUUAAUAUAGAGUCCUCCUGGUAACAGCCAGUGUGCAGGCAUUGCCUGUCCUUCAUGGGUAGAUCUAGCUAAAAAUGAUCUUUUUUCACUCUGUGUCUCCCAGCUGCACAAUUCUUUUUAUGGUCCUUUAAUGACUUUCUGAUCUGUGUUAUCUUUGUUUUCUGUUUGUGUUUAGGCUAAAAUAUUUUCACAUCAGAAUUCAGUGAUCUGGUCUUGAUCUGCUCUUUCUUUCAUUCAGCUGUUAAUUAGCACUGCAGGCAUUCGAUUGCAUUAACAGACACUCAAGAUGCAUUCUUUGUUGGCUGUACAAAAUAAGCUACAGAAUCAUGUUACUCAACCCAUUACUGUCAUACACCUACUAACAGCAUCGGUGGAUUUGGCCAAACUUUCUUUUUUUCAGGCUAUUACUUGCAUGAAUUUACUUAAUUUUCUUAUUCUGGGAUGAGGAUUGUGCUUUUUAGCACCAAGCAACCUCACAUUCAUUACGUGCAGAACCAAGCUUGGUUUGCUUUGAUUUUUUUGUGUUUGUUUUGUUUCAGUGAGAAGCAGAUUGAGGGAUAUAGUGGGAGCAUCUACCAACUGGAGGCUACCUGCCUCCCUCUCUACUCUCUUGGAUAAGCCAGAGUUUACUAUAAUCCCAUAACUCUGAAGAGUUCUGAAUAAAUCAGUGUGGCAAUCAGGGGAAAAAUUGUUGCUGAUUGGGAUCAUGUGCAAGCAAUGCAAGAAAGAAAAGCUCUUCAUACUUUACUGGCAAAACGACAGGAAGAUCUCCCUCCUAGAAGAAUGAAAGAUAGCUACUUGGAAGUUUUUCUGCCUCUAGGAAGUCAACCUGAAAUACGAGAGAAGUAUCUGAAUGUGCACAACAGUGUAAGGUUUGGAAGAAUACUUGAAGAUCUGGACAGUUUAGGAGUUCUUAUUUGCUAUACUCACACCAAGCAGGAAAUGCAGCCGAGAUCUCCCUUAUCCAUAGUUACAGCCCUGGUAGAUAAAAUCAAUUUGUGCAAGAAAGUCAUAUAUCCAGACUGUGACAUCAAAUUCACGGGCAAUGUUUCUUGGGUUGGGAAGACCUCAAUGGAAGUGAAGAUGCACAUGUUGCAGCUACACGAUGGUGAUUACAGCCCUGUGUUAGAUGCAACCUUUGUCAUGGUGGCCAGGGAUCCAGAAAACAAACGGUCAGCCUUUGUUAAUCCGCUUGUUCCUGAGAGCCCUGAGGAAGAAGAAAUCUUCAAGCAAGGAGAAUUGAACAAGUUGAAGAGGAUUGAUUUCAGCACUGCUUCCUUACUGAAAAUGGCUCCCACUGCAGAAGAAAGAAAUGUCAUUCAUGACAUAUUCCUUAAUACACUGGACUCAAAGACAGUAAGUUUUCGGAGUCGUAUAUUGCCACCCAAUUCAGUGUGGAUGGAAGAUGCAAAGCUAAAGGGCCUACAGAUUUGCCAUCCUCAGGAGCGGAACAUCUUCAACAGGAUCUUUGGGGGCUUCCUAAUGAGAAAGGCAUUUGAAUUGGGAUGGGCAACUGCUUGCAGCUAUGGGUGUUCCAGACCUUUUAUUGUCUCUGUUGAUGAUAUCAUGUUUCAGAGGCCAGUUGAGGUUGGAUCCAUGUUACUGCUUUCUGGACAGGUCUGCUACACAGAGAAAAACUACAUCCAGGUUCGAGUCCACAGUGAGGUUUAUGAUGCAAAUACCAGAGAGCACCACACAACCAACAUCUUCCAUUUCACAUUUAUGUCAGAGAAUGAGGUCCCACGUGUUGUCCCCAAAACAUAUGGAGAGUCCAUGUUGUACUUAGAUGGGAAGCGACACUUUGCUGCAAUCAUGAAAGAAAUCUGAGAGGCACUGAAUGCUGUGUCAGCUGUGUAAGCAGCAUAAUGGCUUGGAAGGAACUUUGUGAGCCAUCUCUGGAGACAUGUGCUUGCAGUAUCAAAAGCAAGCAAAGCAACUCCCUGCUCCUUUUCAGUGCUAUUUAUAUAUUUGCACAUAACUGGAUUUUGUUUUAUUCUCUGCUCUUAGGAUUUGUUACAAUCUACUUUGGCACAUCAGUUCUGUUAGGAAAUAAGACUGAAAAACUUUAGAUAGAUGGCUUCUCUUGUCUGCUUUGAAAGAUCUCAUUACCCCCCCUGUUGUCUUGUCCCCAUCUGCCUUCUUUCCUUUGGUAGCUCCCCUUUGUGUUUUUCUGAGAGGGGAUGGAAGUUCUUUCAGAAAAAUAUCUGCCAUCAGUAGAUACACACAGCUGAAGCCAUUUGACUUGUAUUUGCAAGUAAAUUAGGUUUAAGGUAUUGUUUUUGAGGAAGGACACAGGCGUCUGGGCAGCAGCAGAAGCUCAGAAGUUCUAAGUGUGUGCACAUUGUCCAAGCAGGUGUUUUCAAUCAGUUGGGAUUUUACAAGACUGUUGCAGCUUCUGGUUUGGAUGGUUUCCUGUCCUCAUGGGAAGAGUUCUUCUGUGAUGAGGUGGCUGGAAGGUCUGUUCUGAUACUCUAGUUUUAUACAGCUGGUCCUGUCAGCCUCUUUGAAGAACUUUUUUUUUUCCUUUGCUGUAACUGCAUGCUAGUUCUUGGAUGAACGAUUUCUUACUGCCUGCACAGUUCUGAUUGGUGAGAUUGGGUAAGGCUGGGAAAUGGUGUUGUAGAGCAGAAUGUUUUGGAUUCUUAGGGCUUGGAGGUAGAGAAGUUCUUUAAAGGUUCUUUUCCACUUGCAUUUACUUGUUGGCUAUUGGUCUCGUGCUGGUAUUUAACCUUAGAUGGAAUUUGCCACCCAAUUUGGGCUGUAUUCCCCCCCUUCCCUUAAAAAUGGGAAUGGGUGUGUUUGAUUGAUGCAAGAAUUAUAUGUCCAGAGGAUCUGUGCUGAGCAGAUGGGAGAAAGUGAUGUGACAACACAGGUGGAUGAUACAAGUUGACAAACUAAAUCAGUGGGUUGUGAUUUUUAUUUCAGAGUAAGAAAGAUUUGAAGAUUCGUGUUUAGGAGCAGCUUUCCUUGAUCCUAGAAGGAUAGUGUAAAGUUAAUGGCUCUUAAAUAGCUUUUUCUGCAAUGAGAUGAUGUUACACAUCUGCCUUUUCUUUCUAAGAAUUUAUUGCCUGUAUUUAUAGGCUAGGCAGCUUUCCAUUGGUGGAACCAGGGCUAUUAUCUGACCAAAUGGGAUUACUGCACUGCAGAGAUAGCAAGCUCCUGGUUUCUGGCUCCUUAAAUUUCUCUCUUUGGUUGCUGAUUCAUAUAUCAGUUAUUUUCUUUAAUGGUUAAUGUCACUGUGGGUAUGUAUUACAUUUUCUGUUUUCCUUAUUUCUAAAACUCUUUGGAAACUGAAUAUACUUGACUGACUACACAAGUAGAGAACUGAAAUUCCAUCCCAGCUUCUUUCUUCCACACUGCCUAUGUCACUGCUGGGUAUUCAGAAAUAAGCAGGAAUGCAGGAAAUGGAGAGAGAUGUUUCAGAACCAGAUGCUUCUGACUAUCUGCAAGCUUUUAUCAUUGACCCAGGGGUCCUACAUUGGAGGGCACCAAAUUGUUCCUCUGUCCUUUCUGUUUUAUUUAAACAUGAAGUUAUCAUCAUUUCUAAAUUCAGCUUCUGAGAGGGGGGUGGGAGAGAAGAAAAGGAGAUGGCAGAGUCUGAAGCAAAGCAUGACGUCGCACCUCUGGGCACAGGAAAGAAAAGGAAUACAUGACUGAAGAUACUUAAAAGGAUGGGGGUGUAAUAGUUCAUGAUAACCAUUUACUGCAAUCAUAGUAGUUAUAAAGAUGUAUUUACAGCUAUGCAGAACUUGUGUGUUUAUAGAUACAUAUAUAAACCAUGUAGAAUGCAUCUUUUACUAUAUAGAAAUACAAUUUGUUCUCGCAUGUUUUUAGUCUGUGACAGUAACUCCACACUGUCACCUUUGAAAAUAGGUAAAUGAAUCUUGGUUCAAGGAACAUUAUUUGUGCAUGUUUCUGUGUACCUGUGCAUAUGAGAUGAAAAUUAUUUAUUUUUAGAUCUUGCAUUGACAAUAAAAACAUUUUACCAUAGUAAUUAAUGCUAAGUU